Molecule: messenger RNA, 923 nt
Organism: Xenopus laevis (African clawed frog)
Lineage: Eukaryota; Metazoa; Chordata; Amphibia; Anura; Pipidae
Product: cilia- and flagella-associated protein 251-like
Exons: 3
Coding region: 366-923 (185 amino acids)
Source: RefSeq, a predicted model, not a curated record
AUAUCACAACAUCAGCUGCCGGCAGGGAAUCCCACACCCUCACUGCCCUCAGCAUAUAAAGGUACUAUUAGCAGCACAUAUACAGGCAUAAUCCUAAUUGUCUCCUUUCUUUCCCCUUUGCUCCUAUCCUUGUGCCUCCCCUGCGCUCACAGACUAUCAACCAACAUCUGACCCAGCUUCACCAUGAGUUCUUGAGGGAGCUGAAGCUAAAGAAAGCGGCUGGUAAGAAACAAGCACACAGUCCUGCAGCUGAAGAAGAGGAGGAUGGAGCCCCUGCAGCAGCAGAUGAGGAAGCCCUUGAUACAGAGGACAAGGAAGAGGAAGCGGAAGGAGCUCCCGCUGAAGACCCUGCAGUGGAGGAGAAGAUGAUGGAGGAGCAAGCAGAGGAAGAAGCAGCUCCUGGAGCAGCAGAAGAGGAAGCUCUUGCCUCUCAGGAGAAAGAAGAAGGAGCUGAAGAUAAAGAAGAGGAGGAUGCUCCAACAAAUGAAGAAACAGCUCCUCCCGCUGAACAACAGCAAAUUCCUGAAGAGGAGGAGAAAGAAGAGGGAGCAGAAGUAGGAGGUUCUGCAGAUGAACAUCAAACCCCUAGAGUGGAGGAGAAGACAACGGAAGAGCAAUCUCCUGCAGUGGAGGAGAAAGAGGAGGGAGUUGAUGGAGAAGAAGAAGCUCCUGAGGUGGAAGAAAUCAUCAAAGACCCUCUGGUGGUGGAGAGGCCGACCCUCCGAAAACAGUUCAGGAAGGCCAUCAUGAAGAUGCUUCGGAGAGUUUGGGUAAUGUAUCAAUUUACUGACAAUUACCCAUUAUCUAGAGAUGCUAGACCUAUAGCCUUUAAUAUCAUAAGGAAACAAAUCAUCCGCUCAAUCACAACAAUGAAAAUCCUUCCAUCCAACCUGAAGAUAAUCCUCCCGGAAGCUGUGAAGUAA